Messenger RNA from Equus caballus (horse), 2331 nucleotides. Lineage: Eukaryota; Metazoa; Chordata; Mammalia; Perissodactyla; Equidae. The record is from RefSeq and is a predicted model, not a curated record.
AAAUGUCACAGGGGACAUCAUGACGCACGAGUGACAACGUCAACUCACUUCUGUUUAUAAUAUUUUUGGUGUUAUACUUUUAUGUAAUACGAUAAAAAACAAUACUUAAUGUGAUAUCUUGAUUUAUUAUAAGGUUUUUCUGGCUGCUCCAGCUAUUCCAGUUUGCUUAUGCUGGUUUAGUUGUGUUUCUGUCACUUGCACCUUAGGAGUCCUGGUUAGCAGCCUCCUGCCUGCAGGCUACAGUGCACGCGGGAUGGCGGACGGCUCUGUAGAGCCGAAGGGAGUGAGCGUGGAGGCAAUUACCUCAGGACUGCCAGUGUCCCCCUCCCGUGUCCCUGUCCACAGACACUGGGCCCUCCCCACUUCCCACUGUAGAACUGCGCCCCACCUUGCUUCCGGAAGUGACUUCACAGACAGUCGUGUUCCGCAGUAGCCUGGAGUCCAAGGCUGUGUCUGAGGACUUCAGGAGACUUCUUCUCUCUCAUGGUGUACAGACUAUGGCACAGGAGAGAGGAGCAGACACCCUCUUCUUUGUUCUUUUCCUGAGCUGUUGGCAAGGCGCCGAGCCCCGCCCUUUCCACCUGAUCAAAGGUUCAAAUACUGAAUUUUCCUCGAGUUCAAAAAAUUUGGACGAAGCUUUGGCUAAAAUAUUUGAUGAAAUUCUCCUGCAAGUGUUUUCCAACGUUCCCUUUGAUGAAACGAGAAGAACAGCAGGCCAAUCAAUUACAACGAGUGACAUGAAAGAAAGUUAUCCUCAACAAAAGAGCUUGGAAAAUACUGAAUUUGCAUCAAGUUCAAAUAAGCAGGAAGAACAUUUGGCUAAACUAUUUGAUGAAAUUCUACUGCAAGUGUUUUCCAAAGUCCCGUAUGAGGCACCAUUUGAUGAAACAGGAACAGCAGGCAAAUCAAUUACGAAGAGAGCCAUGAAAGAAAGAGCCAGUGUUGCUGCUGGGAAUUCUGCUGAACCAGAAUUUUUCCUUGGCAGCAUGGACAGAAUUUCCAGUAAUGAUCGCAUUUCAGAGGCGGAAAGAGAUGAAGAACCCCCUCUCUUCAACAGGGCUGUGAGUGAGCAGUUAACUACUGCAGAUAAAAAAACACUUCAGGAAGCAGUUAGUCCAGCCAUGGUCACUCAAAACAUGCGCAUCGUCUUCUGAGUCCCUGCCAUGACUGGGCACCGAAGCUUGCUGACAGGCAGGAGACAUUAAGUGCCCGGUGUUAACCUAAUCCCUGAUCUUCAACCUUGGAUCACUUGAGCCUGGGCCCGUUCAGAGUGCGAAGAAACUCGCCCAUUAUGUCAACGUGCUGGGACCAAGCCCAGUUCACUCCCUCCAUGUAGCCACCUGCUGUCACAAUUAUACCUGGUUGUCACUUCCUAAACCCCCAAAAUUGAAUGCUGAAUCAUUCCAACAGAGCCCUUAGAGUGGCUUGAUGCUGCUGCCUCUUGACGUGGCACAGAUGAAGGCAAAAAUUGGACAUGCACAAUUUUUUCCCCAUAACCUAAGAAGGCCCUUGGCCAGGGUUCUCCAGCCUCUAUCACUAAGCUCCCCUCAGCAGCUCUCCACAAUAAACCAUCUGAUUCCUGUCAUUGUACCUCUGUGCUCUCUUUCCUUGAGUUCAUUUGCUUUUUUGGUCACAAUACAAAUGGGGUGAUAGAAGCUCUAGGAGUCCCCGAUGUCAAGUAGGGUCUAGCUAAGAUUGCCUUGCGCUCCAAAGCCCACAUUCAGCAGCAUUCCAAAUCUACCUUCAAGAUUUCUGCAAGUCCCCGGAGGGCUGUAAGAGCUUGGGGUCAUCUCUGGCAUUAUGUUUGCCUUCUGUCAUGAAAUUCUCCCAAACCUACACACAUCAGGCAGAUCAUGUGCCCAGGAGAAUUUCCAGAAGCUGGAGGAGCGCAGGUUGGGGGGCUGGGGUGUGGGAGAGAAAAGGUUGUAUCAGUGCCUGUGAAAAGCUUUAAACCAAAUAUUUGACUCCAGUCUUCUUAAAAAGCCAUCACAGCAGGACUUUCUGCCACAUCUAAUGCCCCUGCCUCCUCCCAUCUGAACUCUCCCCUCCUCUUCCCUCACCUCCUACAAACCGUGGUUUUUUCAACCUUCUUUUGGCUGCUUUACUGCUCUCCAGCGCAUACCCUCAGCAUCUCACCUCCACCACCAACCAGCAUCUCCUCUCCCCUCUGAAUGCUUUCCUAAACGAAGCUGGUUCCUUUCCCAAGAGGUUUUCGGGAGCCAGCAGCUCAGAUGCUAAGGUUUUCAUUUCUGCUGGAGGCAGAGCUCACAGGCCAUCCCUGCAGAUCUGUAUGGGGUCCUCUCCCUCUGUUUACUCUGCCACGUGUCUUCU